AUGAGUUUAGACAUCGCAGAUAUGGAAGACGAUUUUCUUCCAAAUGAUCGUAGCGAAGGCGACGUCGAAGCCGAUGGCGAAGAUAUGACGGCGCAAAAAGUCUUAGAAACUUUGGAAAGUGCGUGGCAAAAUGAAAAACUAUGUCCGGAAAUAUUACCUCAUAAAAUGGAAUUUGUCGAUUGCAUGUUAGAACAAAUCAAGUACAUGGAAUCGAAUAUUCACCGAUUACCCAAAGGAGAUAUCAAGGUAGAUAUUCAUAAAAUUGAAUUAGAACGAAUACGAUUCAUAGUAACGAGCUACCUUAGAUGUCGUUUGAAAAAAAUAGAACAAUUUGCAUCCUGUAUAUUGGAAGAAGAAGCUGUUAGAGAUCCGGAUAGUCGUUAUUUGUCUGAUUCCGAAUUGAAAUUCGCUGUCGAAUUUGUUGAAAAUUUAGAUACUCAUUUUGAUACGGUACUAAAAGAAAUGCCGUGGAAUUUACAAAAGUUAGAAAACAACGAGAAACGUAUUAAACCGAAUUUAAAUAGUUAUGUUUUCUGUCGUACAAAGGCUACGGUUCCGAAUGUGAUCGUUAGGGAUGUUUUUGAAAAUCACGAAGAAGAGAUUUCACUCGAUGAGAAUACUCAAUACAUAAUACCUUAUGUUUCUAUUGCUGAUAACGUUAAAAAUGAUACCGUGCAGUUGAUUUAAUUGAUGCAAUUUUGCUAUAUGUUUUUGUUACGCGAAUUAGAUGAAUGAAAAUGUGCUUCUAGAAACGUAUUUAUUGUUGUACUUGUAGCGGUGGUACCUAUUUAUUACAAAAUUUUCAAGUGUU
Molecule: messenger RNA, 811 nt
Organism: Planococcus citri (citrus mealybug)
Lineage: Eukaryota; Metazoa; Arthropoda; Insecta; Hemiptera; Pseudococcidae
Gene: Sld5
Product: DNA replication complex GINS protein Sld5
Exons: 1
Coding region: 1-687 (228 amino acids)
Biological process (GO): double-strand break repair via break-induced replication; DNA-templated DNA replication
Cellular component (GO): GINS complex
Source: RefSeq, a predicted model, not a curated record